AUGUUUCUCAACACUUAUGGGGAGGAUGCCCUCCUCACGAAUUAUCUACCCUCACCCAGAUCAAAGAUCAAACAUGAGUUGAUCGAUCCAUAUUAUAUGUUGACAUCGUGGAAGGGAUUAUACUGCUGCUCCUGGUCGGGAAUCACCUGCCACACCCGCACUGCCCACGUGAUUCGUCUGGAUCUUGGCUUGUUUUGGCUGGUAGUUAGGAAUUCAAGCAGCCAAAUAUUCCCUGCUUUGUUCCACCUGCAGCAUUUGGAGUACCUCAACCUCACUUGGAUUGACUUGUCCCCUCUUCCCUUCCCUUCACAUCUUCCGAGCCUCAGCAAAUUGACGCAUUUGAGCUUGAAAGGAUGUGGCCUCGAUGGCCUAAUUCCAAGUGAGCUUGGCAAUAUGUCUGCCUUGAAAUAUCUGGACAUCUCUGACAAUUAUGCUCUUAGCGGCCCAAUUCCAGUUGAGAUUGGCAACAUGUCUAGCUUGACAUUUCUAGACAUCUCUGACAAUUCUCAUCUGCAGAUGGGGCAUUCGGGCUCGUGGAUUCGAAAUUUGCGAGGGUUGGAGCACCUUGAACUAGAAGAUGUGAAUCUGACAUUUGGUGUGAUAGAGAGUGUUGCUUCUCUUCCCAAUCUUACAUCACUUGUAGUCAUGUCUGAUAUGCCAGGUACACUUCUCUCUCCUCUUGUAAACCUCACCUCACUCUCCCAUCUCGAUCUUGUUGGUAGUUAUUUCACUCAGCAGCCAUUUCCCAUUUGGAUUUCAAAUCUUACAUCUUUGGUUUCCCUCCACCUCUUCGACUGCAAUCUCAAUAGUUCCAUGCCUACCGCUGUUUUAAGACUUCCACAUUUGAGGGACCUUGACUUGUCCUAUAACCUUGGUCUCAAAGUCAACCUCUCCUUUAUUGUGCAACAUGGUUUCCAGCUUAGCACCCUUUCCAUUACAAGUUCAAAUGUGGGGGGAGUCAUUCCGAAUUCUAUUGGGAAUAUGUCUUCAUUAACCGCCCUAGAUCUUUCUGGUAACAAUGUGGGAGGAGUCAUUCCGAAUUCUAUUGGGAAUAUGUCUUCAUUAACCGCCCUCUAUCUUUCUGGUAACAAUGUGGGAGGAGUCAUUCCGAAUUCUAUGGGGAAUAUGUCUUCAUUAACCACCCUAUAUCUUUCUGGUAACAAUAUCGAAGGUAGUCUUCUAGCUUUUAUUGGAAAUCUAUCACAUCUUGAAGUGUUGGACCUUUCCAGUAACUCACUUAGAGGCAACAUUCCAUGGAGCUCAUUAUGUGGAUUAUCAAAGCUUUUAGAGCUUCAGCUUGGGUCAAACCAAUUAAAUGGAAGCUUUCCAUCUACUUUUGGUAAUCUCUCGUCUUUACUAUUGCUUGAUCUCUCAAACAACUCUUUCAGUGGCACUUUCUUACUCUCUCAACUACAAAAUUUCACAAAGCUUUAUUAUUUAAGUCUUUCUGACAAUUUCUUGAGAGUAAAAGUUGACGGCUCUUGGAUCCCCAAAUUUCAGCUUUAUAUCUUGCACUUGCGUUCUUGUAAUAUGGAUGGCAAUUUCCCAACUUUCUUAUCAACUCAGCAGUAUACAAUUGAAGAACUUGACUUGUCCAAUAAUUCUCUUAGUGGAUAUAUUCCAGAUUGGUUGUGGGAAUUUACACCCUUCUAUACACUCAACCUCUCUUGUAAUCAAUUUGGAGGAAGGCCUUUGUCAUCUAAGUUCAGUAAGUUUGGUGCUCAAAUUGUUGACUUACAUAAAAAUAAGUUACAAGGAAAUGGUUUUUUACCCUAUCCUAAUGUGGAAUUCUCGGACAUUUCUGAGAAUCAAUUUGAUGGCAUCAUUCUAGCAAGCAUUGGCAAACAUGGCCAAAGUCAGCUCAAUUAUUACUCACUUGCAAAUAAUAAUAUAAGUGGUUCCUUUCCACCUUUUAUUUGUGAAGGGCGUCACUUGGAGGUUCUAGAUGUGUCAAACAACAAGCUCACAGGUAAAAUUUUUGCAAGUUUUGGGAAUUGCUCAUCAACACUAAAGGUAUUAAAUCUAGAAAAUAAUCAUUUGCAAGGUGAGAUUAGGAGCAUAGUUUGUCUUGAAACAUUGAAAUUGGGAAGUAACAAGCUACAAGGGUCAAUUCCACCAUCAUCACAUGCGGGGAACCAUCCCAAAUUGGAUAGGGAAGUUAAUUGGCCUUCUAAUUUUGGUGUUGAGAUCUAA
Messenger RNA from Cryptomeria japonica (Japanese cedar), 2193 nucleotides. Its product is annotated as receptor-like protein 19. Gene Ontology annotation, cellular component: plasma membrane. Lineage: Eukaryota; Viridiplantae; Streptophyta; Pinopsida; Cupressales; Cupressaceae. The record is from RefSeq and is a predicted model, not a curated record. Bases 1 to 2193 code for a protein of 730 amino acids. The transcript has a single exon. Gene Ontology annotation, molecular function: protein binding.